AUGUUGCGCCACACCUUGCCAGAAAAUGUUCUUCAUACGUUCUACUCAUAUUUCAUCCCGAGUAAAAGAACCUUUUACACUCCAUCAUUACCAUUUCAUCAUAAUUAUCCACACCAUGUUACCAUUACCUCCCAUCCACAUCAUUUGUGCAUAUCAAUGCCGUUCUUUUGGUCAUUUUUUUGUCGCUCUCUAACUCCUGUAUAUAACCAUUCCUGGCGUAACGUGCAUGUCCUGUUCAUGUACGUUUUGCCAGUCAAGUACGUUCUUUUAUCUUUUCGUAUUACAACACCCCUUUAUUUAUGCAUGUUUAAUCGUUUUUAUAUUUUUGAUGCACUCAUUUAUGCGUUCUCUAAUCAAUACCAUGUAACAGUUUGCGUGCUACCGCACUCAGGCACCAUUUUAUAG
Molecule: messenger RNA, 405 nt
Organism: Vavraia culicis subsp. floridensis
Lineage: Eukaryota; Fungi; Microsporidia; Pleistophoridae
Exons: 1
Coding region: 1-405 (134 amino acids)
Source: RefSeq, a predicted model, not a curated record